AUGAACUGUCUACGACGCGCUAAUAUUCUCACUCUCGCUCGGCAACGAACGUCCUGUUACCCAACAUCUCGUCUUUUUCACUCUAGCCCACGCUGGAGCAGCCUGAGUGAUCAUGACAGAGGCAGGGGACUGACCAACAUCCUCGCCGACGACAAUCCACCACCUGUCCAGGUCAAGAGGAUAACCAAUCAAGGCAUUCAGCUGGUCGACGGACUAGUCCUACCUUCUGCAUGCAUUUUUCUGGAAGGACAGGUGUUUCUAUGGGAUGUACCUCAGACGUUGUGGGAAGGGUGGGGGAAGGAGCACCUAGAGAUUUUUGAUCUUGUUUCGCCCAAACCUGAAAUAUUACUUCUUGGUACGGGUCCACGAUUAGUACAACCACCACCAUUUAUUCGGACAUAUAUGAGCCAACUGGGCGUUCAAGUGGAUACGAUGGACACCAAAAACGCAUGUUCGACGUAUAAUGUAUUGGCGGAGGAAGGCCGACGCGUAGCCGCUGCCUUGCUUCCUCUUUCACCCCACGUGUGGCAAAAGUCGUUUGUACCAUCAAAAUAA
This is a messenger RNA of Desarmillaria tabescens, 555 nucleotides long. Its product is annotated as NADH dehydrogenase 1 alpha subcomplex assembly factor 3. Gene Ontology annotation, cellular component: mitochondrial inner membrane. Gene Ontology annotation, biological process: mitochondrial respiratory chain complex I assembly. NCBI's taxonomy places the organism in Eukaryota, Fungi, Basidiomycota, Agaricomycetes, Agaricales, Physalacriaceae. The record is from RefSeq and is a predicted model, not a curated record. Bases 1 to 555 code for a protein of 184 amino acids. The transcript has 3 exons.